GUCGCAGGUGGUUAACAGCGCUCACCAUCACUGUCCACAAUGGACGAGGUUUCUGCUUUUGUUCCACCUGAGGGAGCGCCCAAAAGACAGUUGCGCGACCGCACGACAUCUUUCAACUCUCUUCCCUAUAUAAAACCAGCAAAAUUGCGCGUUGGAAUCGACACGACCAAACCAGUUUUGCGGAAUCGCGCCUCAGCCAGCAGUAUGAAAAGCGCAGGGUCGCCCACCGAGCGGUCUGAAAUCAUCUCUCCCAUACCACGUCGGCAUCUCUUGCAGACGUCGGAAAGCCAGCAUUGGCUACAUCCUCCUGCAACGCCUCCAUUCGCCGUAUCACGCGAGCCCUCUCCUGUUUCUGCGACAUCUACUGUCGCAUCGUUUCGGAGGAGGAAAGCGUCAACCCAACAUAUGAAUUUCAGUGCGUUGAUGGAACAAGAGAGGAUGCGUAGUUUUCCCUCGUAUCAAACAAUAAAGCCAAAUGAUCACGAGGAAGAGCCGGGCGCCGGUAGACGAUGGGUGCGGUGGAUGCACAAAAAUGGGCUGAAGCAGUGGAUAGUACCUAGCGCUGUUGGAGCAGCUAUGUACUGGAAGUGGUGUAUAGGACUGGGAGGUUAUUCUGGAUAUGCAACUCCACCCAUCUAUGGUGACUAUGAGGCCCAACGACAUUGGAUGGAAAUUACAAUCCAUCUUCCAUUUCAUCAAUGGUAUACAUAUGAUUUACAAUAUUGGGGAUUAGACUAUCCGCCACUAACCGCCUACGUUUCAUGGCUUUGUGGAAAGAUCGGUACAAUGUUCAACCCUCAGUGGUUUGCAUUGGAUCAGUCUCGUGGAAUUGAAACACCAGACAGCAAAGUCUUCAUGCGCGCAACGGUGCUCGCCUUGGACACCGUUGUAUAUGUUCCAGCUAUUUAUCUCUUUAUAUGGGCAUGGCAAGGCACUCGAUCAUCAAGGACUCAGCACCUAGCUUUACUUACACUCCUAUUCCAACCUGCACUACAUCUCGUUGACUUUGGACAUUUCCAAUAUAACUCUGUGAUGCUUGGUCUUACGUUGUUUGCGAUGAACAUGUUUGCCUCGGGACAGGACCUCCUCGGUGCUUUCUUUUUCGUUCUAAGUCUUGGAUUCAAACAAAUGGCACUCUACUACGCACCUGCAAUCGGAUCAUAUCUACUAGGAAAAUGCAUAUAUCUCGGUCCCGUACACGGUCUUCGUUUGUUCACUCGCCUGGCAGCCGUCACGGUCGUUACUUUUCUCGUACUCUUUUUGCCGUUCCUCCCUCCUUUUUCUUCCUUCACAACCAUCCUCGAUCCCAUCACCCGCAUUUUCCCUUUCAACCGUGGCCUAUUCGAAGACAAAGUAGCCAACUUUUGGUGUGCCACCAAUGUAGCUUUCAAGUGGAAACACUGGCUAGCAUCAAAUGUCCUCGUGAAGAUAUCAUCUGCACUAACCUUUAUCGGAUUCCUUCCCAGCGUAAUUGGACUCAUACAGGGGUCCAUAAAGACGCGAGUGUGGUCUAGCUCUCAGGAGAGCACGCAGGCAGCCCAGAUCGAGUCAUCCGCAAAUACUCCAACGUUGCCGCUCCUCCCUUACGCUCUACUCACAUCGUCCCUGUCUUUCUUCCUGUUCUCGUUCCAGGUGCACGAAAAGACCAUUCUGCUUCCACUCAUGCCUAUGACCCUUUUACUCUCUGGGUCUUCUCCCGACUCGGCAGCAUUUUCGUGGGGUGCGUUGAUGAACAAUGUAGCCGUCUUCAGUAUGUGGCCUCUUCUAAAGAGAGACGGCCUGGGCAUACAGUACAUAGCAACUCUUGUCGUGUGGAAUCGCUUAAUCGGGUAUAACCCUCUCAGGUUGCGCAAGAAGUCUUUCGUCGACCUGUUAUCCACCGCUGUAUAUGGCGCAUGCGUUUUCUUGCAUCUCCUUGAAUUCGUGUUCACACCGCCCGCACGCUAUCCCGAUCUCUUCCCCGUGCUCAAUGUUCUUGUCAGCACGCCCGUCUUCGUCCUCAUUUGGCUCUGGAGCAUCAAAAGGGGAGUCGAGGUGGGAUGGGCACUCGAAGGCCUUCCAGGCUCUCGUAAUAUGAAAACCAGUGCUUCUCAAGAUCGCUUUGGGGUGGAAAGCACCGCUCAGAGAGCUGCUGCUGCAAACGGCGAAAGUAUGAGGCGUGAUAUGGGCGUGCGGGCUAUGAGCCUGGGGUAUGGAGAGAGUCGUCGAAGGCUGCCGUUCAGGGCUCAAUCUGUUGAAGUGGAGGAGAAUUCAUAGUACUAGCAGCUUAUUUUUAUUUAACCGCCUAUACCUCCAGCACGGAAUGUGAUAUUUUGUAUAUCUCUGUCUGUUACCAAUUUAUUGUAACGGUUCAUCCGGAUCUUUUGGCAAUCUCUUUGAUCAU
Serpula lacrymans var. lacrymans S7.9 is the source of this 2383-nucleotide messenger RNA. Its product is annotated as glycosyltransferase family 57 protein. NCBI's taxonomy places the organism in Eukaryota, Fungi, Basidiomycota, Agaricomycetes, Boletales, Serpulaceae. Gene Ontology annotation, molecular function: dolichyl pyrophosphate Man9GlcNAc2 alpha-1,3-glucosyltransferase activity. The record is from RefSeq and is a predicted model, not a curated record. Gene Ontology annotation, cellular component: endoplasmic reticulum membrane. Bases 40 to 2256 code for a protein of 738 amino acids. The transcript has 9 exons. Gene Ontology annotation, biological process: protein N-linked glycosylation.